Cucurbita moschata (crookneck pumpkin) is the source of this 1289-nucleotide messenger RNA. Its product is annotated as cyclin-D3-3-like. NCBI's taxonomy places the organism in Eukaryota, Viridiplantae, Streptophyta, Magnoliopsida, Cucurbitales, Cucurbitaceae. Gene Ontology annotation, molecular function: cyclin-dependent protein serine/threonine kinase regulator activity. Gene Ontology annotation, biological process: regulation of cyclin-dependent protein serine/threonine kinase activity; mitotic cell cycle phase transition. The record is from RefSeq and is a predicted model, not a curated record. The coding region runs from base 91 to 1140 and encodes 349 amino acids. Gene Ontology annotation, cellular component: nucleus; cyclin-dependent protein kinase holoenzyme complex; cytoplasm. The transcript has 4 exons.
AUAUCAUCCCCCUAACCCCGCAAAUAUAACCCCACCCACCACCACUUUACGACGGCGCUGGGGAGAAACAGAAUUAUAUGAGAGGAAAUUAUGAGAAACUACAGAAUGGCGAAACGGCAUUGCUACCCACUUUCAAUUGCGCAUUCAAUUUCAGGUCACCAAAACGGUUCACUUUUUCUUGAUUCCCUCUACUGCUUGGAGGAGGAGGAAGAAAUUGGGGAUGGACAUUCCCAGCCAAAGAUCGAAGCUUUCUCGAUAAAUGUUAACGUCGAUUCCCCGAAUUCUGUGUUCUUGUCGGACAGGGACUUUCUCUGGGAAGACGAGGAAUUGGUGUCUCUGUUCUCAAAGGAGAACAGAAAUAAGCUCCACGAUGCUCUCCCACACAAUCCCUCUCUAGCUGCGGCUCGCUCCGACGCGGUUGAGUGGAUUCUCAAGGUCAAUGCCCAUUACUCCUUUACUGCCCUCACCGCCGUUUUGGCCGUUGAUUAUGUCGACAGGUUCCUGUCCAGCCCCCAUUUUCAGAUUGACAAGCCAUGGAUGACCCAUCUCACCGCCAUUGCCUGUUUAUCUCUCGCUGCUAAAGUGGAGGAAACCGAAGUUCCCCUUCUUUUAGAUCUCCAGGUGGAGGAAAAUAGGUACUUUUUCGAAGCUAAAACCAUUAAAAGAAUGGAGAUUCUUGUUCUCUCUACGCUUCUUUGGAGAAUGAAUCCGGUGAACCCACUUUCAUUUUUGGACUAUAUUGUAAGACGGCUCGGCUUCAAGGACCAGCUCUGUUCUGAAUUCCUCUGUAAAUGUGAAAGAUUACUUCUUUCUGUCAUUUUAGAUUCCAGAUUCGUAUGCUUUCUUCCAUCAAUGAUAGCAAGCGCCAUUAUUUUUCAAGUUAUCAACGACAAAGAACCCCAUGUCGCAGCAAAAUACCACGAUCAGCUUCUGGGUUUUCUUCAAAUCGACAAGAAUAAGGUGGAAGAUUGCUCACAAUUCAUCAUAGAGGCUUCAUCGAGAGGACACACAAACAAACAAAGAUUUGGUUUAGUGGACAUGUCGUGCAGCUCAAAUGGUCGGACUCAGAAUGUGGACCGUGUAGUGUCGUCGCCGGAGACAGCAACGAAGAAGAGAAAAAUUGAUGAACAGCCACCGUAGAAGCAGAAUUUUCAGUAGAAUUAGUUGACCCUUGGGGUUCAUUUAAUCAGGCUUAUAGGUGCUUGUACUUUUUGUUUCUCUGGUACACCAAGAGUGUACGUUCAAUAACUAAUAUAUAUAUAUAUAUAUAAUUUAUAAUAUGAUCAAGU